GUUGUUGUCGCGUGCGUAAAAAUGGCGCUCUUCUGUGCAAUCUCAAACGAGGUGCCCGAGCAUCCGGUGGUUUCCCCUGUGUCAGGGUCUAUUUUUGAGAGGAGGCUCAUUGAAAAAUACAUUGUGGAAAAUGGGAUAGAUCCCAUUAGUGGCAAAGAGCUCACCGAGGACAUGCUCAUUGACAUCAAGACUACACAAGUUGUUAAACCAAAGCCUCCAUCUGCUACUAGCAUUCCUGCCAUCCUGAAAUCGCUUCAGGACGAAUGGGAUGCGGUGAUGUUACACAGCUUUACUCUUCGGCAACAACUGCAGACAGCCCGUCAAGAGCUGAGCCAUGCCCUUUAUCAACAUGACGCUGCGUGCCGUGUAAUUGCUCGUCUCACAAAGGAAGUGUCCGCAGCCAGAGACGCUUUGGCCACUUUGAAACCACAAACUGGCAUGGCCCCAGCUCCGAUCGGAGCUCAACAAACUGCAUUUGCUGCUGAGGCAACUGGAACUGCCGCUCAGCCUCAGGAACAAGCUGGCAUGACUCAGGAUAUUAUACAAAAGUUGCUCGAUAAGGCCCAGGUCCUUACGCAGGAGCGUAAGAGGAGAGGCAAAGUUGUGCCAGAAGAACUGGCAACCCCUGAAAAUGUCAGAGCUUUCAGAACACUUGCAUCACAUCCGGGUAUCCACAGUGCCAGUAUGCCAGGCAUUUUAUCAUUGGACAUCCAUAGCGGAGACUCAAGCAAAAUUCUCACUGGAGGAAAUGACAAGUGUGCUGCUGUUUUCAACAAAGAUACGGAGCAAGUGGUUGCUAUCCUGAAAGGACACACUAAGAAAGUCACCAAAGUUAUUUAUCACUUUGACGAGGACACUGUUAUUACUGCGUCUCCUGAUGCUACCAUUCGAGUUUGGAAUGUGCCAACUUCUCAAACUAUCCAGCUGCUGAGAAUUCAUGAUGGACCCGUCACAGGCCUUUCCCUUCACCCAACCGGCGACUAUGUCUUGUCGACUUCAAUUGAUCAACACUGGGCUUUUUCAGAUAUCCGCUCGGGACAGUUGCUAACUAAGGUAAUUGAAGGAAUAUACCCUUGUAUUGUUAUUAUAAACUAUUUAUUGAAGGUGACUGAUGAAAGCUCUGAGGGGGCAGGUUUAACUACUGCCCAGUUCCACCCUGACGGACUUAUUUUUGGCACUGGCACUACUACCUCUCAGGUUAAGAUUUGGGAUGUGAAAGAGCAAUCAAAUGUUGCCAAUUUCUCGGGACACUCUGGACCAAUCACCUCCAUUUCAUUCUCCGAGAACGGCUACUACUUGGCAACAGCAGCUGAGGAUUCCUGCGUCAAACUUUGGGAUUUGCGCAAGUUGAAGAACUUCAAAACGAUCCAGCUAGAUGAUGGUUAUGAAAUCAAGGAUCUGUGCUUUGAUCAAAGUGGAACUUACUUAGCUGUUGCUGGAACUGACAUCAGGAUUUACCUCUGCAAACAGUGGCAAGACCUGAAAGUGUUCAAUGACCACACAGCCAUGGCUACAGGUGUAAGAUUUGGCCAAAACGCACAGUACAUUGCUUCUACUUCUAUGGAUCGCACACUAAAGCUGUAUGGAAUGUAAAGCCUAGCGAUCCCCGUGAAUGUGUCCGUAAAUUUGUUCCACUACAUUCUUAGACUUUGUUUACAAACUUCAAUAAUAAAUAAAUUGACAUGUAAUUAUAAGAGUA
Neocloeon triangulifer is the source of this 1699-nucleotide messenger RNA. RefSeq names its product pre-mRNA-processing factor 19 (gene Prp19). The coding region runs from base 22 to 1593 and encodes 523 amino acids. Gene Ontology annotation, biological process: mRNA splicing, via spliceosome; DNA repair; protein ubiquitination. Gene Ontology annotation, molecular function: protein binding; ubiquitin protein ligase activity. The record is from RefSeq and is a predicted model, not a curated record. Gene Ontology annotation, cellular component: Prp19 complex; cytoplasm; U2-type catalytic step 1 spliceosome. NCBI's taxonomy places the organism in Eukaryota, Metazoa, Arthropoda, Insecta, Ephemeroptera, Baetidae. The transcript is spliced from 8 exons.